This is a messenger RNA of Calypte anna (Anna's hummingbird), 1880 nucleotides long. RefSeq names its product SREBF chaperone (gene SCAP). The transcript has 12 exons. The record is from RefSeq and is a predicted model, not a curated record. The annotation marks the transcript as partial. Gene Ontology annotation, biological process: SREBP signaling pathway. Gene Ontology annotation, cellular component: Golgi membrane; endoplasmic reticulum membrane. Lineage: Eukaryota; Metazoa; Chordata; Aves; Apodiformes; Trochilidae. Gene Ontology annotation, molecular function: sterol binding.
GAGAAGAGGUUGGGAGGAGGAGGAGAAGCAGCAUCCCGCCCCUUUCCUCCUUAAAGAAAGGAGAAAUUCACCUCGAAAAGAAAAAGAAAAAAAAGCGGAAUAAAUUCGCCCGCCGAACGCGGAGGAAGCGGGAGGUGAGGAAGGAGCCGCCGCUUCCCUCGUCCUGAGCUGGCUCCAGUGCCUUUUCCAGGGCACAUGCAGGGCUUGCCUGAGCCCCUGCUGUGUCCCGGGAUGGCCAGGAGGUGACCCCAGGCUGAGGAUGACCCUGACUGACAGACUGCGGGAGAGGAUAUCGGGGGCUUUCUACAGCCACGGGCUGCUCUGUGCUUCCUACCCCAUCCCCAUCAUCCUCUUCACUGGCCUCUGCAUCCUGGCCUGCUGCUACCCACUGCUGAAGCUGCCACUGCCUGGAACGGGUCCUGUGGAGUACAGCACCCCUGUCAAGGAUUAUUCCCCACCCUCUCCAGACGUGGGGCUGCAGCAAGGAGAUCCCAGCGAGCGUCCUGACUGGUACCUGGGGGCUCCUGUAGCCUACAUCCAGCAGAUCCUGGUGAAAGCCACCGUGUCCCCCUGGCAGAAGAACUUCCUGCCCGUGGAUGUGUUCCGCUCACCCCUCUCCCGUGUCUUCCAGCUGGUGGAGGAGAUCAGAAACCAUGCCCUGAGGGACAGUUCUGGUGUCAAAAGCCUGGAAGAAGUUUGCCUUCAGGUCACAGAUCUGCUCCCUGGCCUGAAGAAGCUGCAGAAUCUGCUCCCUGAGCACGGCUGUCUGCUCCUCUCCCCUGGCAACUUCUGGCAGAAUGACCGAGACCGCUUCAACGCCGACCCAGAUAUCAUCAGAACCAUCCACCAGCAUGAGCCAAAGGCUCUGCAGACAUCAGCCACCCUCAAAGAUCUGUUGUUUGGGCUGCCUGGGAAGCACAGUGGGGUGAACCUCUACAACAGGAAGAGAGUGGUGGCAUACACAGUCACCCUGGGGCUCCAGAGAUAUGAUGCCAGGUUCCUCAGCAGCCUCCGCUCCCGCCUGAAGCUGCUGCACCCCAGCCCCAACUGCUCCCUGCGGGAGGAGAACAUCAUCCACGUCCACUUCAAGGAGGAGAUCGGGAUCGCUGAGCUCAUCCCCCUGGUCACCACCUACAUCAUCCUCUUUGCUUACAUCUACUUCUCCACACGGAAGAUCGACAUGGUGAAGUCCAAGUGGGGCCUGGCGCUGGCGGCGGUGGUGACGGUGCUGAGCUCCCUGCUCAUGUCUGUCGGGCUCUGCACACUCUUUGGUUUGACCCCAACUCUGAAUGGAGGGGAGAUAUUCCCAUACCUGGUGGUGGUGAUUGGGCUGGAGAACGUGUUGGUGCUCACCAAGUCUGUGGUCUCCACCCCCGUGGACCUGGAGGUGAAGCUCCGGAUUGCCCAAGGCCUGAGCAAUGAGAGCUGGUCCAUCAUGAAGAACAUGGCCACAGAGCUUGGGAUCAUCUUGAUUGGGUAUUUCACCCUGGUCCCUGCCAUCCAGGAGUUCUGCCUCUUUGCUGUGGUUGGCCUGGUCUCUGACUUCUUCCUCCAGAUGUUUUUCUUCACCACCGUGCUCUCCAUUGACAUUCGCCGGAUGGAGCUGGCUGACCUCAACAAACGCCUGCCAGCAGAAGCCUGCCUGCCCCCAGCCAAGCCCCUCAGCCGCUCCCAGCGCCAGCCAGCCCUGCGCCCCAGCACCCCCCACACCAUCACCCUCCAGCCCUCCUCCUUCAGGAACCUGCGCCUGCCCAAGAGGCUCAGGGUCAUCUACUUCUUUGCCAGGACACGGCUGGCCCAGAGGAUCAUCAUGGUAUGGGGGGAAUCACCCAGGGUCCCAUCCUGCUGGACACUAUCCCAACCCCAAGGGGACAUGGAGG